Molecule: messenger RNA, 981 nt
Organism: Ochlerotatus camptorhynchus
Lineage: Eukaryota; Metazoa; Arthropoda; Insecta; Diptera; Culicidae
Product: probable 18S rRNA (guanine-N(7))-methyltransferase
Exons: 3
Coding region: 106-933 (275 amino acids)
Biological process (GO): rRNA (guanine-N7)-methylation
Cellular component (GO): nucleolus
Molecular function (GO): rRNA (guanine) methyltransferase activity
Source: RefSeq, a predicted model, not a curated record
CGUGCUUCUACUCGGAUGGAUUACUCCUCUAUUCUCCGUAAUUUGUAAUUUGCAAUAUUCACUACAGUUUACUGCAUUCAACGCAACUAAUCAACUACUAACCAAAUGGCUCGACGGCCAGAGCAUCUAGCUCCUCCUGAAAUCUUCUAUAACGAAGAUGAAGCCCGCAAGUACACAAACAACACCCGCAUCAUCGACAUCCAGGUACAGAUGUGUGAAAGAGCGAUUGAGUUGCUCGCCCUGCCAGAUGAUGAAACGUGCUUGAUUUUGGAUGUUGGCUGCGGGUCGGGACUAUCCGGAAGUGUGCUGGAAGAUCAAGGCCAUGCUUGGGUUGGCGUGGACAUAGCGAAGGCUAUGUUAGAUGUGGCGGUGGAACGGGAAGUGGAAGGGGAUUUAAUUCUGACUGAUAUGGGUCAGGGAAUGCCUUUCAAAGCCGGAACAUUUGACGGAGCGGUGUCCAUUUCGGCGUUGCAAUGGCUGUGCAAUGCCGACAAAAAAUCACACGUUCCUCAGAAGAGAUUGUAUCAAUUCUUCAGUACGCUAUUUUCAUCUUUGACGCGGAAUGCCCGAGCAGUCUUUCAGUUUUAUCCGGAAAAUUCCGAACAGAUCGAACUGAUAACGGCACAAGCAAUGAAAGCUGGCUUCUACGGUGGCCUGGUGGUAGACUACCCCAAUUCUACCAAAGCAAAGAAAUACUAUCUGGUACUGAUGACGGGUGGAGCUGUGAAGCUUCCUGCAGCACUGGGAACUGAGGAAGAUUCAAGUCAAAUCCCGUACAGUAGAAAGCGAGAACUCGCACACAAUGCCCGUGGAAAACCUUUGAAGAAAUCUCGCGAAUGGGUACUGCAGAAAAAGGAACGUCGACGACAGCAAGGAAACGAAACUCGAAGCGACUCCAGAUAUACCGCGCGGAAAAGAAGUGGAAGAUUCUAAGGUCAGUGGACGUUUGCUCUUUGAUUUCUUCUAUAAAUUGUUAUUGAA